Molecule: messenger RNA, 366 nt
Organism: Closterium sp. Naga37s-1
Lineage: Eukaryota; Viridiplantae; Streptophyta; Zygnematophyceae; Desmidiales; Closteriaceae
Source: the annotation of a GenBank genome assembly
AUGAUGCGAACGAUUGAAGAUGGACUGGUUCACUUCACGGUGGAGGUUAUGAGCGCCAGGCUGUCGGCUAACGUCCACGGCGUCCUUGGUCAAACUUACCGCCCGGACUUCGCCGGCCGAUUGGAGAAGCAGGCCUUGGUGUACAGCAAGCUCUUUAACGCGUACGUGGUGCCUGGUGACAACGCCGACGGUUUCAUUGACGGCACUGUAGACGACUACCAAGUCUCGUCGCUGCUCCACUCCGACUGCAGCCUCUGCCGGUUUAUCCGCGCGCGCUCAUUGGACGACGAAACAGCGCGGGCAGUUGAACUCAGCACCACUGUAGCCUCUUCGUUUACUGCUUUAGGCAGACGAGCUGCCAAUUAG